UUAUUCUGUUUCAGGUGAACACAUGUCUGGUGCAGCAGCGAUAUUCGUGUUCUUAUUGCCGGGGAUUCCAAUGUCCAUCGUUUGAAGUCUGCGUGUCCUCCAAAUGCAAGGAUUGACUUUCUGCCCGUAUCUGGUGCAAAGUAUGUGUCUGACCGGAAGGGCUUUAGAAAGCUGCUGCAUCAAGAGCUGAUGUCAGGUUGUUACGACAUACUGUACCUGCAUCUUGGCUCUAACGAUGUUUGCUGCAAGGAUAGCGAUUUCUACCGUUGUGUGACAGAGAUCCUUGAUGUUGUAUUCAGUGUGUGCACUGAAAUACACGUGGUGCUUUGCGAGAUUCUUCCACGCGAUUUUGAUGUGAGAAUGUUUCCCCGAUGGCCACUCUCAGGGGCACAGUUGAGGAACUACUGCCAGUGGAUAAGGAGCGCAAACAGCAUGCUGUGGGAACUGAGUCACCAUGUGCCUUCUGUGAGAUACAUGGACUAUGGAGCAACUAAACAGAAGUCCCUGUACUUGACCCAUGAUGGACUACAUCUGAGUGCUGAAGGGGCUAGGAGGUGUUUAGCAUCCAUACAGGACGACCUGCCAAACCAGCUGUGUGUGGAGGCUGCUGUUCAAGAUCCUACAGAAUGGCCAGCUCUCUCAGCCACGGAAGUACCGGUUCAGGAGCAUGACAGCACCAUAGCACUCUUUUCGGAUAUUGUGCAGACUGGAGCUCAACCAGAGAUUCAAGACAAGGUGGAUGCAAGUGAAGUACCAGUUCCCAGGGACAUUAAGUCUCAGACACAUAAAAUAACGGUUGUCACAGCCAGAGCUAAGAGGUCUGCAACCAGAAAUACCAAAAGAUAUGGAAAGAAGUUGGCAAAGAAAUGCCACACAAGGUCAUGCUGCAGUGGAUUUGUUUACCUUGACAUUACUGAAGAUGUGGCUGUUUUCCUGCCUGCAUACAAGUUGAAUGGCUUAUGCUUGAAACGCAAGAAGAUGGAAGUCAAGACUGGUAAGGUUAAAAGGGAGAAACCUACCAUGACGAAAAAGAAGAACAAACGGGUAAAUCAAUGACAGAAAGUAUUCUUUCUUGUCAGAUAAACAAAACUUGUUCAAGAAGAUCCUUUA
Dreissena polymorpha is the source of this 1110-nucleotide messenger RNA. RefSeq lists its product as uncharacterized. The transcript has 9 exons. The record is from RefSeq and is a predicted model, not a curated record. NCBI's taxonomy places the organism in Eukaryota, Metazoa, Mollusca, Bivalvia, Myida, Dreissenidae. Bases 190 to 1056 code for a protein of 288 amino acids.